AUGUGUGCGCGUUUAUUGGCGUCGACGGGAGGACGUGACACGACCGGGCUUCGUAAUGGCGGUGGCUGGUCACUGGAGUCGGCUGGCUUGGAACAUGGACAGGGAUUUCGGCUGCAGAUCCGGAAAGAAACGACUGGUGUCGCAGUCCUAAGUUGCACCGACUGCUCGGCGUCGUCCAGCAGCGGCACAAGUGACAUCACCGACCCUGGGUCCCCGUACAGCACCACCUCCACCCACUCGUCGCACUCUGAGAGCGGCGACGACGCGGCCGCCCCCAGCCCCACCCCCGGGCCCGGCCCCGGUCCCGGCCCCGCCCCCGGGGGCGUUGGCGGCGAGGAGCGCGCGGGCGCGGCCGCGGCGGCGGCGGAGGAGCCCCUCGCUCCGGGCCACGGGCCCUCCCCCGCGCCCAACCCAGCCGCCGUCGUGGUCCUGCAGCCCUUCUUCAUGGCGCCCAACGUGCCCUCCGACCAGCGCGACGACGCGCUGCACUGCUGGGCGUGGGGCGGCGCCGAGCGCGGCCCGCCGCCGCCGCCGCCCUCCCCCCUGACACCCGUCACUGCCAGCAACGUCAUUGCCAACAUGAACCCAAAGUCCUUGAAGCGACAAACUGCCAUAGUGAAUCAUAAGACUGCAGCGGCCAACAAGGCUUCUCCCGCCACGUCCCCCAGCAGCAAGAGGCUUAAGCUGGACCACAGUCCAUCCCCUAAGACAGGGCUCUCCAACAACAACAACAACAAUAACAACAACAAUGCGAAGAGUAGUACUAGUCUGUGUGCGGCACUGCGGCACCAGCCGCAGAGGUGUUGCAGCGCGCUCCACAACCAGCCGAAGGCGCAGUGCCCGAAGCUCGGCAAGGGGGACGGGAAGGGGCGGUCUUUGGGAGGGGCCAUCUUACAGACUGACGCGGCCGCGCACGCCAAGUUGCAGCAACAGGGCAAAAUCACCGAGUAUUUCAAGACUCAGAUGAAGCCGAUGAACGGUGCGAAAAAAGACUUAGCUGCUAAAACGGGCUCUUCAGAGUUUCGGAGCCCCGUGAGUCAGAUGGUAUGCAGGAAGAGUGCAUCUGAUGUUAAGACUGACAGAAAUUCUUCAGGGGGAUUGGACAAAUACUUCAAUAUUAACUCAGGGACACAACCAGCUACCACAAUUCCCCUUUUGAAGGUGCCAGAAGUAAAGGAUUUAGUUGGGUCGAACUUGCCUCUUGCUACUUCUGUUCAGACUCUCUCAUGGAAUAGUAAGUGUGAUGUUACAGACUGUAAUAGCAGGUCUACAAAAACUGCUCAGAAAGUAAAUGAAAAGAUCAAUCUCGCUGCAAGUACUCCUGCACAUAAAGAGCUGCCUGCCCCAGCGACAACUUUGAAAAUUCCAGAGGUGAAGAAGAACGGAUUAGUCUCGCCAUCUUUGUCGUCCCAGAAAUUGACUUCUUUACUGUUGCCUCCCCCUUCUACACAAAAUGACUCAUCUUCUCCAUCCACUUUUUCACCUAAUCUUCCUGAGAGUACAUCUUGUACAAGUCAACUAGUUACACCAGAAGUGAGUGAGGUUGUGUGCAAUGUACCAAAGCCUGAUUCCAUGGAAGAAACUGAUGUAUUGUUAGAAAAGGAAGUUCUGGCAAGCUCCACACCUGCUGGCAAAGCGUCCUCUAUUCUGGAAGACUCUGCAGUAUCUACUUCAGGAGAUCAGAGUGAAUCUGUUGCGUCCAUCGCUAGUGAUAGUGGUUUGUCAGUUUCGGUGUCUUCUUCUAGCCCAGCUCCCUCUUCUCUCCCUUCUCCCAUCCUAUCUGUGCCAAGGACUAUUCGUUUUCCUGCGAUAGAUUGCAGCCAAUCAAAUGUGUCUAAGAGUGCGACAAUCGAUCAGUCUGACAGUACAACUUGCCGAUGGUCUGAAUGCAAUUCACAUUUUGAAUCAAGCACAAUUCUUCUGGAACAUUUGCAGGCAAAGCAUGUUAACACACAAGGAAUGUGUGAGACUUUCGUGUGCCUGUGGGUUGGCUGUAAAGUGUAUGCUCGGACGUCAUGCUCUCGCUCAUGGCUGGAACGACACGUUUUAAGUCAUGGAGGGAACAAACCAUUCAGGUGUAUUGUGGAUGGCUGUGGACAACGGUUCAGUUCACAGACCACUUUGGAGCGACAUGUGAAUAGUCAUUUCAACCAGACAGAAGGAGGUAGCAGCAGUACAAGCACCCGUCGGAGUGUGGAGAAUUCUACCAACAAAAUGUUCCGACGCAACGGCAAGAGGCUGCGUCUCCGUCGGCAACCUUGGUCAGCUCGCAUGUUUGAUUACUUCGAUUCUGGGAUAAUGGAGGGGCUGCAGCAUCGCCUGAUGAAUAUGACUGAGAAGAGGACCUUGGGAGAUGUAGCGUCAGCACCCGGGAACACUAUUUCUUUGCACAGCAAGGUGAUGGCUCGUCGUGUAGAACCUUCAGGGAAAACAAAAGUACUACUGAGAUGGUACCCUGAAGACAUUGUGGAUGAUGAAUGGGUACUGGAAACAGAUGUGCGUCGAACACAAACAGUUCCCAUCAGACAACUGACUUCCUCAGCAGUUGAUCCAAUUCACAGUGUCCUCUUCUCAAGUGCUAGUAGCAGCAAUAACAGCAACAGCAGCAGCUCAGUUAGUAUCAAUGUCACCAGUGACAACAGUCCAGGCUGUAGUAGUAGCAGCUGUAGUAGCACUACCACUACCAGGCGAAGGCCACGAAAAGCGGGCAAGCCAGCAUCAUGAUGCUUGCCAUCCUGUUCUUCUUAGUUUAUCAUUUGAGCUUAUAAUUGAAAGCAUUUAGGGUCCCUCAAGAGUAUUUCAUAGAUGUGUGAACCCUUGUUGAAGAGGAAAUAUUUUCUUUUGAAAACUGUGUUUUAGCUUUUUAUGCACAAAUGCAGCAUCAAUUGAGUAUUCUCUUCUAUAAAUGUGAUUCUCUGUAUCAAGGGAAUGAAACUAUGUGAACAUGCCACAUGCACCUAGUUGCACAUGGUGCUUUCAUAAUUCCCUUUAGUGUCUUUAUGUGCACUAUGCAUACUGAAUUGUAAAACGGGUAAAAAUUUCAGGCUCUGGGACCUACUAGACUUUCCUUGUAAGCUCAUCAUAAAAGAUUAGGUUGUAUUCCUUCCCUGUCUCUGGCAAGACAUAUUAUAGAGGAGAUCACCGUGAUGUACAUUUAUUGUUCAUUACAAUUGGCUAUAAAUUUAAAAUCCUGUUAAAUUUAAAUGACUUGAUAUGAUUUUGGUAACUCUUGCUUAGGAGUGAUUGCUAGAGUGAACUAAUGAUUUCAAAAUUGGUAUCAAUUUUGUGCUCUUGUAUGACCACAAUUUUAUCUGUGUAUAGAUUUUAUAGAAAACACAUUUUGAUAACAUCACUUGAUAACAUCUCAAUAAGACUUCUUGCUGGAGGCAGUAGUGAGUCCUGAGGCUUUUGAUGCUAACAUGCACAAUGACUAAGAAUUCUGCCAAAACUGUUGCUUACUAGAUGUGUUUGGUUGUUGAUUAUUUGUAAAGGGAUAAAGAAAGUACAACACUGUAUAAAAUGGUGUCAGAAACCUAAUUUCCUUAUGAUAAUGUGCCUGUAAUCUCAUUUGUGAUGCAAAAUCGUGCAAGCAAUAUACGUGUUUGUGUGGGGAAUUUAUGCAGAAUUCUUUGUUAUGGUGUUAGAAAAAUAAGCGCAUCAAGAAAAGAAGAGUGCAGAAGCUCAAGAACUGCUGGAAAUUCCAGUGUCAAAAGUAUGAUCUCUUAAAACACUAAAAGAAAUAUCAAGUUAAUUUUUAGUUUUUUUUUUCUUUUAAGGGGGAGUAGAGUUGGUUCUAGACUGUGCCCUACAGAAGUCCAGAUCAUUUUAAUGGAUUCUGAUACCAAAGUAAAUGAAUAAUGUGCUGACACUAGACACGAGAAUUUGUGAAAGAAAUUGAGUGGAAGACCUGGUUUAUAGCUAUGUUGGAAAUUGUUUGCAGCCGCAAAAUAGAAUAAUACUAAUAUGGUCGUGAACUCCAAAUGCUUGCAUUGUGUCAUUUUUAUUUAAGAGAGAAUUUUCCAAAAUUCCAAAAUGGUAUUCUUUCCUGAUGGCUGCUUCUUGUCUCUACACAUCUAUUAUGACAUUAAUAAUGUAAUAUGAAGACAGUCUAUUUUGAAUGAAGUAAUUUAUAGAAGUUAUUUUAUCAGUCUUGUACAUUCUCCUCAUUCAAGGAUUUUGUAUUGUCUGAUAAGAAACUUAUUACUUACUGUUUGUAUAUUUUCCACAUUCAGUGCUUAUGCAUCUUGUGGAAGAGGUGGGGAUGAAUGAUAAUAGGAAAGAAAUGAGAAAUGAAGAUUAUAUUUAUGUACAUGAUGAGAAAACAAGAAUAUAUAUAUAUGUUGCAUUUCAUUUCCUUCAAGACACCUCUGCUAAUAAGCGGCAUGAAGAUGGAGUCAAGAUAUUUGCUGUUCAUUCCCAUUUCAUGGAAUCCAAAGAUGAUAAACUGUGUAUAAAACUAGAACAAGGAUUGUGCUUUUGAACUUGUAAGGUUAUUUUGAAUGUGUAACGUGUACAUAGUUGGACAGGGUCAAGUUAGUUAGCAAGUAGUAUUCUGUAGUGGCUCUCUUGUUGUGAAAAGAACCUUGAAUAUGAGUAAGUAGUUGAGAAAAAGAGAGAAAAUGCCCAACUUAAAGAGAUGGAUGCUGAUGUAUUCCCCCUUUUCCCUGUUUUUCUCUUGCUCUACCUUCUUUUCAAGGAAAAUACAACCAGCUGAACUGUCACACUGCCAAAUGUGAAUGCAUUGUAUAUACAGAUGUAAGUGAAUAUUUCUCUUUUCUCUUUCAUUCUCUGCUCCGUUUGUUUCGGGUGCAAGUGUGGAUAGCACGGCACUGGUCAGUGGAUGCAGCGUGAUGGAAGGAAUGUCAGUCUCUUCUUGAGUUAGGACUAUAAUGUCACGUAUCAUUGAUCAUAGCAUAGUGUGUGUAGUUCAAAUGCAUAUUUAUUAUAAUCAUCUCAUAGCUGAAACAGAGUGUUACUUGCCCUUCCCUUUCCAUGCCCAAAAUACACUCCUACAAAAACUCACGUGCUGUUUUAUCUAGUUUGUUAUUUCUGUUAAACACCCGACCACUCUGGAAGCAAAGUAAUAUUCUGUUUCUAGAAUCAAGCAUAUUGAAUACUUUAUUUAUGUAUAAAUGAUAUAAGUGAUGACAAGAAAAAGAUGAAAGUCUUAAAAAAAUUUAUAGGUUUUUUUGUAGUGACACUUUUUUAAAAAUGAAUGGUACUGUGUGUAUGUGUUGAAUACGUGAGCCAAGAAAACAACUAACCUUUAAUUUAUAGUUAGUAUGUUAAAUAGAAAUUGUGAAAUGCAAAACUGAAUUUUAACAAAACUUAUCACUGCCAAAAAGCUGCCACGCUACUUUCCAGGUGUGCUUGUGUUUGACAUGGGCAAUGGAUUUCACAACUGCAAAAGAAUUUUCUUGUUUUCUUAUGAAGCAAAUCCACUGCCAAAAUUUAAAGGAAUGAUCAUUACUGUUGAAAGUUUCAUUGUGUUAUGAUAUUUUUGAAGUCGUUACAUUUCUGUGUGUUCAUGUUUAUGUAAUUUAUAUAAUUAUUGGUGUACUCCCCCCCCCCCCCCCUAUUGGUUGCUCCUUUUGUUAUCUUGACUGUGCCAUAGUGUAUUUUUUGUAACUUAAACCAUUGUAUGUGGUUUGUGACUGCUACUUUGGGUUUUUCCUUCAACUCUUUUAUAUCACCAGAUUGAAGCAAUUUUGACCUGGUAUGUAGAAUUGAAUCCACUGGCUGAGUAAAACUCUCAGAUCUUUGGUUAGUGUUCUGAAAUGUGUAGGGUGGAGAAACAUAAAAAAGUGUGAGAUGACUUUGAUAUUAGCAAUGCUAGAACCACUUCAAAAAUGCAGAAUGUUCAUUUACAUAAAAAUUAUCUAUGUAACAUUGUCAAUUAUUUAGGAAUAACUGGUAGCCAAAGAUGAAGUGUGAAAUUUAAAUUAAUUCAGUUUCGGUUAUUUACUUCUAGAAACUUAUUUCAUUGAUUUUGUGAAAUGUGCAUUAAAGUGUAGCUGGUAUCAGGUACAGUUGGAUCCUAUAAAUAGCACUAAAUUACAGUGCUUUGUAUAGUAACCUCUGGCUCGAGCACUUAUCAAUACACUUGAUCUCGCAUUGUAGUUUGUUUUAAGUUCUUUUGUAUGUUUAACUAGUGGUUUGCUAAAAGUUUUGAACUGUGUUUGUGACAGAUCAUAUUAUAUUUCUCUUUAUAUUGUAUUUAAUGUCAGAACAUGGUCAAUUGUCAACCACUGCUGUUUUUGUGUUCAGUAACUAAUAGCUCACAUCUAUUUAUUAUUAUACAUAUUAGCAAGUGUUUGAACUGUUCUUUCCUAUUUUAUUAUAUUAUAUUUUCAUUCUUUCCUACUUUCUAUUGAACUACAGUGUUCCACACUCGUUAUAUUUUUCUUGCAUGAUAGUUGUUGACAAUUUUUCGCUAAAAGUUAUUACAUUUCUUUUAAGUCUUACAAAAAUGAAUAUACAUUAAUGGAUAAAUGAAGUUUCAUUUGAGAUUACAUGGAGCACUCACACAAAAAAUAACUUAAUAAUUGUCCUCCCAUUUUCAUAUAUCUGGCUCCCUCAUUUUGUUGAAAUUUGAUUUCUGUUCCGUAAGAUUAUAUUGAUGGCUGUGAUUUACACCUGUUUCUUGGGAAGGAAAUGAGCCUUAUUUCCCUUAUUUAACUGUUGAUGAAUCCUCUAUCAUUGUUGUUUAUUUUUUAACUUGGAAUAGAAAGUAAAGUAAAGUUUUUCACUGAUUUAACUUGCAUUUAGAAACCAACACUUAAAAUGAACAGGUCUGUAAUGUUUCUUGUCUUAAAUUACUUUAUUUAAUUUCCUUGGGUUUCAUAUUUUGAUAAGUUUUUUCAGCUUGCUUGAAGGAUUUGCUACAAGCACAGUUCAGAAUACAGAACAGUUCAGAGCAGAGAACUUUGCUGAUAAUUGUGUGAAUGCCUUUUUUUUUUUUUUUUUUUUACAAAAUUAUGACUUUGCCAAAUUUUUCAAUAAGAAGUGUAAUUAUUCAUUAUCUGCUUGUGUAUAUCAAUGCUUUGUGAAUUCUAAUAAAUUCAUAAAUAUUUUAAGUAAACUUUUCUAAUGGAGUUGAAACUUUGGGUUCAUCAUUAUCAGAAAAGUGUCUCUGUUGCUUUUGAGGCUAGUCAGAUUUGUAGAGCAAGUGAGGAUUUUCCAGCUGGAAUACCAUAUCAAUGAAGAAACUGCUGUUAUUGAAGCAACAUGCACAAAACUUAAAAUUGUCUUUUUUAAAUUUUCAAAUUUAUGUCCCUUAUAUUCAGUUUUUUAGGGCUAAUGAACUGUACGAACAGUUGAUUCAAACUUAAAAGUAUUAUGUUAAUAAAUAUUUCACAGAAACUUUUCUUCGUGUUAUUUACUGGGAUAUCAGGAUGAUUUUACUACAAAAGUUUACUUCUUUGAUAUAUUCUAAUUCUUUCUAACUUUGUGAAUCUGUUCAAUGAUGCUUUCCUCAUCUUGCUCUGUCUUAAUUUUUCAGUUCGUUUCACGUCGUAUGACCCUCUAUGCACUAAAUUUACAUUAACGUUCUCUUCUUGAAUUGGAAAAUAAUAUUAAAAGCAUUUUGAAUGGUACUUAUAUGCAGUGUGUGUUUGAAAAACAAAUUUGAAAUAUUGAAAGAACGAACGAUGACAGUUAGAUGCUUUUUUCUAUUAAUUUGCUUUUAUGAUGAUGGUUUUAUAUGCCAGUGUUAAUGUGUGUCAUGGAACUAAAGUUAUUGCAAAAAGGGAAAAAAAAAAUCAAGUUUUAUUCUCAGCUUGAUAAGUGAAGAGAGGACUAGAACACACUAUUUUACUUUUGCAAGAAAGUAGAAAGUAAGCUGUGAAAAGUAAUUAUAUGAAUAAAGUUCAAAUUACAAGAAGAUAAGAUAAUAAAAUGUUAGUUUUGUUUUAGUCUGAAUUUCAUUCCUUGUGCUCUUAUGAAAAAAUAGUAUUGAUGAUGUAAUUUUUUGUAAAUAUAAUAUACAUCAGUUUUAUUUUACAAGCAAAAUCUGUGUUUGCCAUUGAAUGUCAUUAAACCUAAAUACCAAUACAUUUUUAUAUUUCCCCCCUUUUUUCUCUCUCUCUAAAACAACUAUUUUUAAAAUUUGAUUUUGGUAAUUUUGUUUCUAAGUUCUUUAGUUAUAUAUCUCGUUGAAAUGUUUCUAAUAUGUAAAAAUAUAUUUUACAUAUUAGCACAAAGAAGUUCUGGAGAAAUUUGAGGGGUGUGUAUUCCUGAUUCAAAAUAUACAAUGGAGGCAAGUUGAGGGGGUGGUAUAUAGUUGUCAAGAUUUCUCUUUCUUCCUUUUUUUCUCUCUUUCUCUCUCAUCUUCUCUCUUUUUGGUUUGAUUUUGAAAUUCCUGAAUAGUGUUUUAUUGUUAAUUGCCUUAUUUCAGACUAAUUUUUUCUUGCCCAAUGACCAUUGGGCUUACCCAAAGACCAUCUUGCACAUCUUUGUUUAUCUGCUCUUGUGCCUUUGAAAAUAAAAUGUCAGAGUGACUUGAUCUACACAGAACAUACAUAUUAAGAAAAUACCCUCAAGUUUGUGUGAGGUAUGAUGUGUAAAACAUGUUUUUAAACAUAUCCCAAAAUAGCCACAUUGCCCCAGUUUAUUAGAACUUUCUCUUUGGUUUAAAAUUCAUAGUUCAGUUUUUAUGUGAAGGGUACAGAAAUAAUAUAGCUUGCUAUUUUCAAGAAAUAAUUGAGAAAAGGCAUAAGACUGCUUCGUAACCAUUUGUGAAAUAUGUGAUAACAUUUUAGACGAGUUAAAACUCUUCUGAAAUAAAUGUCAGUGCUUUCUGGUUUUCAAAUGAGUAAUUGGUGAAUUUCCACAGGAUUCUCACAUGAUAUAAUUGUAUUGUACAUUUGUAUUAUAACACGUUAGUUUAAAUUAAUGAAAAUAUAAAUUAUUAUAGAAAUGUGUAAAAAGAUUAUAUAUAAAUAUAUACAUAUAUGUGCCACAUUCCAUUGCUGUUUCAUUAAGACAUCAGAAAAAAUACAUAUGAAAUUUUGAACUCAAAAGAUUUGAGUGCUAAUGAACUAUAUGAAUCAUCUGUUACCAAUAAGCUUAAACAAGAGAUUUGUAGGUUUAAAUUCUUAUUUUUUGUUUUUAAUUAUCACGUUAUGUUAGAAAACUUGGGUUUAUGGUUGAAGGUUCAUCUGCAGAAUAUUUAAUAAUUCAAAUGUGGAGUUACUGGCAUGAUUAUUUACAAAAAAUACUUGUAAAAGUUGUUGAAGUCUGUUUCCAAUCAAACUACAAUGUAUAUAUAUAAGCUGUGAAAGAGAGCCAUGGAAGUUGCAUCAAUUUAGGAAGUUUCUUCCUUUUCAUAACAUUUGAUCUCCUUGAUUCCUAAUUGAUGUGUAAUGCAAGAUCCUUUAAUUUAGCUUAAUGCAUGUUGCUGUAGUAUUUGAAUGAAAACUGGAAAGCCUGACAUCACAGUCUAUUUAAGAUAGUUAAAGAGAUAAAGGAACAUUACAUGUGUAAAGCCAACUCUAAAUAUGUGAAUGUGAAUAUGGAAAUGAUAUCCCAAAUGUUCAUUCUUAGGUGACAUGUCAGUUGUAUACAGGACCAGAGGGGAAACUAUAGUGCCAAUGACCUUGUGAUUUGUUGUAGUUUCUCAAAUGACUGCUAAAGUGAGUCAACCAUUGUUUUGCAACAGUGGCUGAACAUGUAGUUUGAUAGAGUAAUUUUCAUCAAUUGUAGUAGAACUACACUAUAAUAUUUUGAGGGUUACAACAAUGCCAAAAAUUUGAAAGAUUUAUUUAUGCAUUGCAUUUAUUGUCAAUCCAGCAACUUUUAGUUUCAUACAUUUUAAAAUAGGUUUUUUUUUUUUUUUUCUCUUAUUAUUCACACAAAAUACCCAGCCAGGGACUGUAUACAUGUACUGGAGAUAUUUUUAACAUAAGUUUUUCAUAAAAUACCAAGUGUGAGGAACUAUGAUUUUCAGGCAUAAUUAUUUACCAUUCUCGCUAAAUAGUUUCUGUAUUUUGUCAUAAAUUUAUUCCUUAAGUCAGAAAAAGCCUAUGUGAAUUUUGCUUACUUGAAUAGCUUUUUGAGAUUCUAAUUGCAGUUAACAGACAAUAGUUACAUUUUUUCAUGAUAAAUUAUGGCAAAUCUAAAUUUUAUUUUGAAACACAUUUAUAAAUUGCAAGAUUACUCUUCUUGAAACAUAUUUCCCAUUGACUACUUUAUUUUCUUUAAGUGACUCUUCUCAUCUUCACUUCUGGCUUCGAAUCAAUUUGUUUGGGUUUGUUAUAUUAAUUCAUUUGGUGACGAUUAAAAAUAAAUUGCUUUUAAAAAAUAUUGCUCAAUCUUUUAAACAAAGAUAUCACAAUUUUUGCUUAUUUUGAAAUUUGGAACAAGUGUGUUGCAUAUGCUUCCUUUUAAAAAUUAACAUGUGUAACUUAUUGGAAAUGAGAAGUAACCUAUUUUAGGUGUAGUUUACUGCAUUGUUGACAAUACUAUUUCGUAGACACUGUAUUUGAUGGAUAUUAAAGAGAAUGAUUGGCUCAUCUUGAAACAAAAUUUCUUGCAUUUUUUAAAAAAAUUUCUUAUGGGUUCACAUCUCCACAUUUUGUGUUUAUUCUUUGAUUUCAAUCUCUCUACACCAUGCGUUUAGUAGUAGAAAAAUCAUUUGGCAUUUUCCUGAGGGUCAAUAAUGCCCCAAAAAAUCUUUUAAACUAUUUUGAUUUUAUGAGGUGAGAACAUGUUAAGUGAGUGUAUGAGGUAAUAUCUUUAAUAAAUUGUUCAUUUUUUAAGAACUAGGUAUUAAAUUGUUUUUUGUACAUGACUAUUGAACUUGAGCAAAGUUGGUCUUGGUUGUUGAAGGAAAAGCAGCUACCUCAGUUCAAAUGAUAAACAGCAGGUUCCUUUAUUUGAACCUUUCACCAUUUUGUUUGUUAUUUUUAAUUUGAUACAGUUCCAUGGCUGAAGCUUGUACUUUUAAAUACCAUUGUAACAUAUGUGUUCAUAUUCAGACUUUAGUUAUAAACUUGGUGUAGAAGUAGUGGUAAUACUUACAGAUAAGUUUGAUGUUAAUUUGUGUGAAUAAGAAAUUAAAUUUAAAUUUUGUUCUGUGUGAAUGCUGUUGAAAUAUCCAUGUAUGAAUGUUCCCAUCUGUUAUUUAAAGAAAUAUAAAUAUGUAAUAAUUCAUUGUGUAAAAUAUUUC
Messenger RNA from Gryllus bimaculatus (two-spotted cricket), 11167 nucleotides. NCBI's taxonomy places the organism in Eukaryota, Metazoa, Arthropoda, Insecta, Orthoptera, Gryllidae. The record is from the annotation of a GenBank genome assembly.